AUGGGUACCAUGGAUGAGCUUACUGCCAAAGACGUCGCCCUUCUCGUGCUAACAAUGACCGUAACCGUCAUGUGGGCUUUGAUCGUGCUGUUCUUCGUUGAGUGGUGGCGGUUGACACGCACACUGAAUCCCCCAUGGUCAGACCCUCGGGUGCCCGUGACCGCCGAGAGCUACAAUAAGGGACGCCGCCAUAAAAUGCCCCAACAGACGGGCCGUAACCCGCCAACGUUCUCUCUGGGACUUGAGAGGCUCUGUGUGACUGCGUUGCCUACACCAAGGGUACAUGUCAGCAUUGACUUCAAUUUUUUCUUGCUUCGCCGAAGUCAGAGGGUUUAA
This is a messenger RNA of Penicillium mononematosum, 336 nucleotides long. RefSeq lists its product as uncharacterized. The record is from RefSeq and is a predicted model, not a curated record. The transcript is spliced from 2 exons. NCBI's taxonomy places the organism in Eukaryota, Fungi, Ascomycota, Eurotiomycetes, Eurotiales, Aspergillaceae. The coding region runs from base 1 to 336 and encodes 111 amino acids.